Medicago truncatula (barrel medic) is the source of this 1692-nucleotide messenger RNA. RefSeq lists its product as uncharacterized. The record is from RefSeq and is a predicted model, not a curated record. The transcript has 5 exons. Lineage: Eukaryota; Viridiplantae; Streptophyta; Magnoliopsida; Fabales; Fabaceae. The coding region runs from base 49 to 1485 and encodes 478 amino acids.
UCCAAUCCAAUCCAAGUAAAUUUGCAACGUGGCAAAGAGUGAGGGGUGAUGGCAGCAGUAGCGAUAGGAGUGAGGUGCUGCUGCUCAUUGUCGUUUCCGUCUCAUCGCAAAUCUUCAUCUUCUUCAUGCUCUGAUUAUUAUUACAGAAGAAGAAGUAGUAGAAUCAACGCUUCUUCAUUGUUCUGGGGAUCUUCUAAGGACAACAACAAACAGAAUAACAUUUCUUCUUCUUCUUCUUCAUCGCAUCAGCAACAAUUCAGCUUCAAUGUUACCACCACAACAGAAUCUGAAGAAGAUAAAGAUAAAAUUAUUACUGUUUCUUUUGUAUCUUCAAUUUCAGAUAUUCCAUCCACCCAAUGGGAUGCAUGUGCUCUUGAUGCUACUGGAGGACCAGACAAGUUCAAUCCAUUUCUCUCACACGCUUUUCUAUCCUCUCUAGAACUAUCAUCUUCUUCUGUUAAGGAAAAGGGAUGGACCCCACACCACAUCAUCGCUAAGGAUAUUCAUAAUCAUAUUCUCGCUGUUGUUCCUCUCUAUCUCAAGACCCAUUCUUAUGGUGAAUUCGUUUUUGAUCAUUCUUGGGCCAAUGCUUACUCUCAUUUUUAUGGUUCCAAUUCUUAUUAUCCUAAGUUACAAUCCUGUGUCCCCUUCACCCCUGUCACCGGUCCAAGGAUCUUACUUCGUAACACUUCUUUCAAACAUCAUAUUUUUGACUUCAUUGUUUCUGCUAUCAAGGAUCUCACUGCCAUGUCUCAACUUUCAUCCUUCCAUGUCACUUUUCCCUCUGAAAGCGAGUGGCACAAAUUCACUCAACAAGGUUUCCUCCCUAGGAUUGGAAUGCAGUAUCACUGGACCAACCGCAACUAUACUAAUUUUGACGACUUCUUGAUGGACUUGAAGCAUAAUAAACGGAAAAAGAUACGUCAAGAGCGCAAGAAGGUUGCUGCUCAGAACUUGAUUAUGAAACGCCUCCGCGGUUAUGAAAUAAAGGCAAAGCACUGGGAUUCCUUCUACACCUUUUACAGGAACACAACUGAUAACAAAUGGGGUACUCCUCACCUGACGAGGGAAUUUUUUCAUGAGAUGGGAUCAAAAAUGGGAGAUCAAGUACUACUUAUUGUUGCUGAAGACAGUGAGGAACUAGUAGCAGGUGCCCUAAAUCUUAUCGGAGGAGAUACUUUGUUUGGGCGCCUAUGGGGGUGUCAUCCACAAACUUACUAUCCAUUUUUGCAUUUUGAAGCAUGUUAUUAUCAGGCAAUUGAAGCAGCGAUUGAACUCAAUCUUAAAACAGUAGAAGCAGGAGCUCAGGGUGAACAUAAGAUUGAGCGUGGAUAUCUUCCAGUGACAACAUAUAGCUGCCAUUACCUUAUUGAUGAAGAUUUUAGGAAAGCUAUAGAAGAUUUUUUAGUUCGUGAAUCUUCUCAGGUGAAGCUUGUUAUGAAACUCUUGCGUGAUUCUGGUCCUUUCAAGGAAGGUGUCCUGUAGAAAGUAUAUACACACAUUGGCAGGGUUUGAAAUUUGUAAAUAUUAUAUAUAUGGUUUUUUAAUUUUGCAAUCACUGUAUUUUGUUAGAAAUGUAUGUACAGUUGAAUCAGUGGCCAUUAAAUAAUAGUAUUUGAUACGUUUGGCUAUUUGUUUCAUCCUUUAUGACAAAAUUGGAGACGGGAGAGUAAGAUAAAGAUCAUUCAUUCA